AUGAGUUCUAAACAUGCACAUGAAUCGAGCGUCAGCUCCCCGCUUUCCUACAAGACUGAUAGCAAUGCCUUCACCAAGGAAUAUGCAGAGUCUCUCGAUGCACAAGAUCCUUUGCGCGAAUUCAGAAAGGAAUUUAUUAUCCCUUCUAAAGUUGACUUGAAAAGGAAGACUUUGGCAAUUGACAAUAGCUCCACUGAUGAGUCUGAUCCCCGGUGUAUAUAUCUCUGUGGAAACUCAUUGGGAGUUCAACCUCGUAAUGCCCGCAAGUACAUUGACUACUAUCUACGGACAUGGGCUAUCAAAGGCGUAACUGGACAUUUUCUUCCGCACGAGGACCAAUUGCUCCCACCAUUUGUUGACGUCGAUGACGCUGGCGCGAAGCUCAUGGCGCCAAUUGUGGGAGCCCUGGAAAGUGAAGUGGCAGUGAUGGGCACACUGACGGCGAACUUACACUUCUUGAUGGCGAGCUUCUACCGCCCGACCCAGGAGAGGUAUAAAAUUAUCCUGGAAGGGAAGGCGUUCCCAAGUGACCAUUACGCCAUCGAGUCACAGAUUAGACACCAUGAUCUUCGCCCAGAGGAUGCUAUGGUCCUCAUCGAGCCGGAAGACCGCUUGAAGCCGGUUCUGCGAACGGAGCAAAUUCUCCGAGUUAUUGAUGAACAUGCCUCAAGCACGGCGCUUGUGCUCCUUUCUGGUAUUCAGUUCUACACAGGACAAUACUUCGAUAUUGAAAAGAUUACCGCGCAUGCCCAAUCUAAGGGAAUUCUCGUUGGCUGGGACUGUGCGCAUGCAGCUGGCAAUGUCGACCUGCGCUUGCACGACUGGAAUGUAGAUUUUGCUGCGUGGUGUAAUUACAAGUACCUCAACAGUGGUCCAGGUGGGAUGGCAGCUUUGUUCGUGCAUGAGAGACACGGCCGAGUUGAGAUGGACAAGGUUGGCAGUGAGGAGGAGCCAUUCCGUCCGCGCCUCUCGGGCUGGUGGGGAGGCGACAAGAAGACUCGCUUCCUUAUGAACAACAAUUUCGUACCGCAGACGGGUGCCGCGGGAUUCCAGCUAUCUAACCCUUCCGUUCUGGAUAUGAAUGCGGUCGUUGCGUCGCUCGAGCUGUUCAAUCGGACCUCGAUGGCCGAGAUUCGUCAAAAGUCUUUGAACGCCACUGGCUACUUGGAACAUCUCCUUCUGAACUCUCCUGCAGACUUCCCUACUGGGAAACGACCUUUUUCCAUCAUCACGCCUUCGAACCCAGCAGAACGUGGUGCACAACUCAGUCUGCUGUUAGAACCGGGACUUUUGGAUAGCGUCUUGGAGACACUAGAAGAGCACGGAGUUGUGGUCGACGAAAGGAAGCCCGACGUCAUCCGAGUUGCACCGGCACCUUUGUACAAUACGUACACGGAGGUGUGGGAGUUUUGCCAGAUCUUCUUCGAAGCCUGUCAGAAGGCUUUGAAGUCACGAAAAUAA
Messenger RNA from Aspergillus tubingensis, 1461 nucleotides. It is a transcript of the gene bna5-1, whose product is annotated as kynureninase. Lineage: Eukaryota; Fungi; Ascomycota; Eurotiomycetes; Eurotiales; Aspergillaceae. Gene Ontology annotation, biological process: NAD+ biosynthetic process. Gene Ontology annotation, molecular function: kynureninase activity; pyridoxal phosphate binding. The transcript has 4 exons. The coding region runs from base 1 to 1461 and encodes 486 amino acids. Gene Ontology annotation, cellular component: cytoplasm. The record is from RefSeq and is a predicted model, not a curated record.